CCCCCAUCGGUACGGUUGACGUCGGCGCGGCGCCAUAUUCGAAGUAGGCUCAAUCAUUCUCCGACUCGUAAACAUUUUGGAACGCAAGUUUAACUUCAAUUAAAUCAUUUGGAUGUCUGUCGUCAGCAUUUUCAUCAGGAUCGCAGUAGGUCCACAUUUGUGGUUCCUACACGAGUAACAUCUGAGGAUGAUAAACGCCUGCUGUACUAUUUGCCACGACCAUUUUGAGGGAGACGUGGUGGUCUCGGCGUGCCCCUGUGGUCAUACUUUCCACGAAGACUGUUUGCUGAAGUGGCUGUCCACCUCCUUAACGUGUCCCCAGUGUCGACAGAGAGCCACAGGCAGGACCGUCAUUAAGCUGUUUUUCGAGGCCGGAUCUGACACUAGCGAGGAUGACCCCAGCAAGCUAAAGAAUGAGUUGAGUGCCUUGCAAGCUGAACUUAAAAAACGUGAUUCGACGAAAAAGAACCUGGCGCAGGAAAAUGAGCGGCACUCUAACACGAUCCGAGGGUUGAACAAGAAAGUCAAAGACCUCUUGCACAACCUCCAAGCUGAGCAAACUACAUCCGACGCUCUGAAGAAGCAGUUGUCGUUGUUGUCGUACCAGAUAGACGAGGCGAAACAGGCCAAGAAAGAAACCAAGAGACUCCGAGAAAAACUUCAGUUUCUUGAAAGACUACAGCGUGUUCUGACCGACAAUGCCGAGGCGACAGAAUCUCUACUCAGUGAGUACGGGGACGGCCCCAGAGCAGCUAAAGAGCUGGCAACCUACUGCGUGACACUCAAGAGGGAGUUUGAAAACAACAAAUUGAGAAGGAGCCAGUUGAAGAACGAGCUGGACGAAGCCAGGAGGAAAUUAUCAACGAGCACAAAGAAUUUAAUGAAGACGAGCCAGGAGUUGGAACGGGCCCACAAUCAGCUGAGGGGUGCCGAGGAAGAUCUACAGUGCGCCCUCAAGGAGAAACAAACCCUGAAGGACCGACUGGCCAGCCUGCAGACAACAAUGGAAUCCCCCAGCGGAGCCAGCAAGAGCGCCCUCACCAGGCUCAUCAUGGAGAGCCCUGCACCUUGCCAGUUCAAAACUCCCAAGCUGAGUACCCCAGACAACGGCACGGAUAUCAGUCUAGAUGACGGCAUCCCAUCCAACCCCGGCAACCCAAGCACACCCAGCUUGUUUGACGAGCCCAGCCCCAGCGUGCUGGCCAAGAAGGAGUGCCGAGAGUUUGGUCUGCCGUUUGUGAAGACGACGUCGCUGGCACACAAGAACAAAAAGUUCAAGAGUCAGAGCUCAGAGGAAUCAGAUGCCAUGGUGAUGUCGGCCAUUGCCAACUCGGGUCUGUUUGGCAAUCGACGACCCCUUCAAGAUUCUGGGAGUAACUUCCGCAAGGGCUAUGACGGCCUUGGUGGCCAUGGAUCAUUCAUCAAGCCCUCCGGAAUCAGUGUUAGGGGUAUAAAGAGGAGAACACACUCAUCAACAAGGCGACCCUCCGUAAACAAAACCCUCCCAAAGCUUCCCACUUUGGACAAGUUCUUAUGAUGACUCGGAUUUUCCCGCGCUCCUCAGAACUAAGCCCAAAAGGCUUCCCAAUCCAUGAAAUUCAUUCCAACAGGAACGGGAUUCGGCCAUGGAAGUUCCAGGCUGAAUCAAGUACCAGACAGUGACGUUUCCCUUUUGCAGAGGAAAAACAUGAGGAGUGGCCUGAUGGAAUUAUCAAUUCCUACGGAAGUUUUCAGGAAACUGGAGCAUCAGUUGGCACGAGGAGGUCAGAACUAUAACUGUGACGUUUUCCAUGGAGCGGAAAGCCUUAAUGAGAAGUUUCCAAGUAGGAAUUCCCACGGAAGUUCACGGGAAACCUGAACAUUGGCACAAUGAGGUCGUAGUGGCAUUUUCCAAUGCAGAGAAAAAGCCUUGGAGUACUGCGAUGGAAAAGGCAUUUCCUAUGGAAGUUCUCAGGAAACCUGAAUAUUGGCACAAGGAAGUCAUAACUAACAUUGGAAGUUUUCUCAGGAAGUUAUGAAGGCAUCGUUGACUUUUCCAUCGGGACUAAGAUUUAGUCAAAACAAGGAACUGCCCGAGGAGACUUGUUUUAGAGAUAUUUAUUUUUUAUUAUCCAAAAUAAAAUUGUUUUCUAAUCAGUGUGUAAGUAAUUUAUACUCAAUAACCUCAACCAGGUUUUUGGAGGAUUUUCCAGGAUUUGGGAGGUGCAGCUCAGCACCUGCUGCAUGGAAGCCCUGGAAAGUGGAUUUUGGAGGAUUUCUGCUGAUGCCAAGCAAAAAUGUGAAGCGUUCUGGCAAAAUGUGACAGAACGGGGCACAGACCAUAGUGGAAAAAAAAAAAAAAUGAUUGGGUCUUUUUUAUUUUUUAUUUUCAGAUUUAUUUAUAUUUGUAACCUUUGAUAUGUUUACUACAUGUAUAUUAAAGGUAUACUGGUAGUGUAAAAUAUGUGGAAUAAUAUUGUUAAGGAAAAAGAAUUGGCAUUUUUCAUUUUUAAGAAUACAAAACUUGAAACUUAAAUGACUUUUUUCCUCAGUAUUUUACUUUUUUUGACAUGACAAAAAUGCAACUUUAAACAGCAAUAACUUGUCAACGGAAUGUCCAAGUGUGAGUGUAACAAACAGUAUAUGUCUAGAGAAUUUUAUUCUGUUUUCUAUUAAUCCUGCAUUUCGGCCUCUGCCCAGUUCUGUCUCAUUUUUGCCAGAACGCCUCACAAAUGCCUGACUUUUGGUUGGAUUUUUUCUGCAUUUUCUGUAAUCACUAUUCCCUCAGCAAAUUUGUUUUCUUCAUACUAAAUUUAUCCUCAUUUAAUCUAUUCCCCCCCCCCCAAUAAAAAGUCAAAUAUUAGUUUUGCUUAUUUCAGCUGCAGACAAUCAGGCUAUUAAACAUGCAUAUAUAGAAUUAAAAGAUUGAAGUAUAAACUGAAGAAAUAACUGCUGUCAAUUACAUUAGGCC
Messenger RNA from Patiria miniata (bat star), 2950 nucleotides. It is a transcript of the gene traip, whose product is annotated as E3 ubiquitin-protein ligase TRAIP-like. Gene Ontology annotation, molecular function: zinc ion binding. The record is from RefSeq and is a predicted model, not a curated record. The transcript has 11 exons. The coding region runs from base 188 to 1537 and encodes 449 amino acids. NCBI's taxonomy places the organism in Eukaryota, Metazoa, Echinodermata, Asteroidea, Valvatida, Asterinidae.